Molecule: messenger RNA, 507 nt
Organism: Effrenium voratum
Lineage: Eukaryota; Dinophyceae; Suessiales; Symbiodiniaceae
Source: the annotation of a GenBank genome assembly
AUGGUUGUGGGGUUUUGGGCGCCGGUGCUGAAAGCGCCGGAGGCGUCGAAGGAGUUGGCUGCGCGGGUGCACGGCUGCGGCUUCGUGGCAGGACAUUGGUGGGACAUCAUGCUCGGGCGCUGCUUCGUGGCCGCGAAUGUGUCGGCACACCCCAAGGUGGAGGACACCUUGGGGCGCUACUACUUCGCCACGGAGCCCUUGCCUUGCCAGGAACACCUCCGCGGCCGGCAGCUGCCGCCUUUGCCGGGCCCGAGGUUCUCAGACCGCCUGAGGCGUUUGGGCGCCGCGGUCUGCGAGACCUACGGCUUCGCUCCGGAGCUGCACCGCUUUGCGGUCUGCGAACCGGAAGAGGUGAUGCCUGUCGCGGACUACUGGAUAUCUCCCUUCGCCAUAGGCUUCCACGGCUACAAGAACCUCUCGCAGCUGCUGCACGCCUACCGCGCCUGGGCCAAAGAACGAGACGAUCGCCUAAGCCAUGCCAGCCAAAUAGGCGAUUUGCCACCAUAG